Messenger RNA from Trichoderma virens Gv29-8, 921 nucleotides. RefSeq lists its product as uncharacterized. Lineage: Eukaryota; Fungi; Ascomycota; Sordariomycetes; Hypocreales; Hypocreaceae. The record is from RefSeq and is a predicted model, not a curated record. Bases 1 to 921 code for a protein of 306 amino acids. The transcript is spliced from 5 exons.
AUGGCUUCUCCUCCUUUCAUUACCAAGUACAGUCUGCGCAACACAGUAGCGUCUACAGCUUCAAUCGAGAUGUUAUUAUGGAGCGCAGCGGGCCUGCCAAUUACCGAGCACAGCGACAUUCUUGAGCGUUCUAGUUCCAUGUGCCGGAAUCUCUUUGCGCGUUGUCGUUCCGGCAUUAUCGCGCUGCUGUCUUCCUCUUGGGCUAAACGCGAGCAGGUCAUACACAUACACACGCGCAGACGCACGCACACGAGCGCAAUGCUACGUGGAAUGAGCAUCUCGCGGCUUGAGCUAGCCCCACUAAGUCUGGCCCGGUUGCACCGGCGCAUAUCCUUUCUCAGCACCUCCAUGGAAAGGCUGGCAUCUUGUACGAAGUACGAAGUACAUCCAGGUACUGUAGCUCUAGAUUGGUGUACGGGUAGCGUCGUCGUUGCCCUGCAAUUCUUCCGCGUGUCGAUUGAUCCGUGCGCAGAUAUCCUGGCGAUGCUCUUUCGACCUGUGGCAGAUUCGACUAAGAAACUGCGUUCCUCCAAUAUCAGCGCUGCGGCUCAUCUCGUUGCUUCUGUGUACAAGCACAACUCUGCAGUGAGAGGGCCUAGCUCCAUUACGCCACGCUCGGGAGGAGGGGUGGAUACCUUGGAAGGCAUCGUGCUGCAGUUUUCCCAAGCGUCAUCCGCUUCACAUGUUCUUCUAGCCCAAUUGAUCGCACGCGUUAUCUGCAUGAACAAGCGAAUCGAGGCUGGACAUGUUAGUGCUACUCCCACCCUCUUCCAGUUGCAGCAGAAGAACAAUUCAGGUGGCCAGGGACGUGGCUUUCACAUCCACGAUGGCGACGAGUACGAGUAUUCUCUCGAUUCAACACAAAGAGGGCAACCACUCCACCUCUACUCCGUACCUAGUCGUCCUCCUCGGCCGCUGUAA